CCACAAUCUUUGCACGUCUUUAGCUUUCUUAAGGUUAGGCUCAGUAAAUCUUUAAAGACUCAGUUUUCAGAUUCCUUAAACUUGAACUGAAAACUCUGUGUUCCAUUUUAGCUAAGUGCAGGAAAAAUUAAGCUUGACCAUGAAAGCCUUAUUUGAAGAGCAACCAUCUACUGAUCUCUCAAACUAUGCAACAAGUAGUGGUGAAUCUAAAGAUGAUCAAGAAAUGGGUUCUACUGCAAUGUCAGAAAGCGGAAGUGUCUUGAAAAACUCUCCCUUCCUUUGCUUUCCAAAUGGAAUAGAACCGAAUUUUGGACGUGGGGUUUUGGCAGAAAUGGUAGGGACUUUUAUUCUGAUGUUCUGCGUCUGUGGGAUCAUAGCAAGCACACAGCUGAUGAAAGGAGAAGUCGGUCUUUUGGAAUAUGCUAGCACAGCAGGUCUAACAGUAGUUGUUGUGAUUUUCUCUAUAGGAUCGAUUUCUGGUGCACAUGUUAACCCUGCAGUCACAAUUGCUUUUGCAAUCUUUGGUCAUUUUCCAUGGUCCAGGGUUGCUCCUUACAUAUUUGCACAAAUAAUGGGUUCUGUAAUGGCAACCUAUUCAGGCAUGUUAGUUUAUGGCAUAAAAUCAGACCUCAUGACCACUAGACCUUUACAAGGCAGUACUUCUGCCUUUUUUGUGGAGCUUAUAGCAACUUUCAUCAUUAUGUUUGUCGCUGCUUCAUUGACUCAACAAGCUCAAUCUGUGGGACAUUUGUCUGGUUUUGUUGUUGGUAUUUCAAUUGGACUUGCUGUGUUAAUCACAGGGCCAGUUUCAGGAGGAUCAAUGAACCCAGCAAGGUCAGUAGGACCUGCAAUUGUUUCAUGGAAUUUUAAAAGCAUAUGGAUUUAUAUAACUGCCCCAACUAUUGGAGCUGUGUUUGGUGCUCUAGUAUUUCGUUUCUUGAGGCUAAGACACCCACCAAUUUGUCCUGCUACCUCUCCAAACACCUGUUUACUUGGCCAGUCUUUGGCCUUCAGAUCAAGUUAGUUAAAUGCAGAAGAAAAAUGUACUUGGUGCAGCCAUUGUUAAAUGAAUCCUAACUACUAAAGUCCUAAGAAGCUUUUAAGGAUACGUUUGUAUAUAAAUACUUGUCUUGAGCAUUUUAGUCCUCCUGGUUAGGUUUAUUUUCUUUUGUAAUGUACUUUCAGAUAGACAAUAGCCGUUGAAACUCUAUGGCAAAAGCAGAACCGCACGAUUUUAGCAAGUUUAUGUACUCGAAGAGAAUUAAUUAAAAGAAAGUGUUAUUUUAA
Molecule: messenger RNA, 1287 nt
Organism: Ziziphus jujuba (common jujube)
Lineage: Eukaryota; Viridiplantae; Streptophyta; Magnoliopsida; Rosales; Rhamnaceae
Product: probable aquaporin NIP7-1
Exons: 5
Coding region: 140-1024 (294 amino acids)
Biological process (GO): transmembrane transport
Cellular component (GO): membrane
Molecular function (GO): channel activity
Source: RefSeq, a predicted model, not a curated record